CAGGGUUGCUCGCCGGAACUCGUUGGCGGAGCGAUUCGCUUGGCGCGGCGAGGCGGCCGAGCAACGGUCGCCGCCUGCCGUUGGUGGGGGGGGGAGGAGCGCCAGGGCGCAUGCGCGAGAGAGGCGGCAGCGGCUCCUCGACCCGAGGCGGAGGGAGACGGACGGGAAUCCCAAAGCUGAGAGGACGCGGCGCUGCUCCCUCGCCCGGUCACCAUGGCUGACCAACUGACCGAGGAGCAGAUCGCAGAGUUCAAGGAAGCCUUCUCCCUCUUCGACAAAGACGGCGAUGGCACCAUCACCACCAAGGAGCUGGGCACCGUGAUGCGCUCCCUGGGUCAGAACCCCACCGAGGCAGAGUUGCAAGACAUGAUCAACGAAGUGGAUGCGGAUGGCAACGGCACAAUCGAUUUCCCAGAAUUCCUCACCAUGAUGGCCCGGAAAAUGAAAGACACCGACAGUGAAGAAGAGAUCCGUGAGGCCUUCCGAGUUUUUGACAAGGAUGGCAACGGGUACAUCAGCGCCGCCGAGCUGCGCCACGUGAUGACCAACCUGGGCGAGAAGCUGACGGACGAGGAGGUGGAUGAAAUGAUCCGAGAAGCCGACAUAGAUGGGGAUGGGCAAGUCAAUUACGAAGAGUUUGUACAGAUGAUGACCGCCAAAUAAGACAAGCCGCUGCCUCUUCCCCCCCCUCCCCUCGGCCGCCUCCCUCACCUGUUCAGGAUGGAAGGAUGGCCUGCUUCCUGGCUGGGACCUUCUCCAGCCCCACCUGUCUUUUGUCUGUGUACCACUCAUGCCCCAUUGGCGCUUUUAGCAGUUUGUGGCUGUACCCUGCUCUGCCUCCCUUUGCCCGCCCUCCUCGUGCCCUGGGGUGGGCGUGGUGGCGGCCAGGGGGCACGGUGCCUCGAAGCCCUUGCGGAAAGCGAUGGGGCCGGAAUACGGGACGCCUUUGGACAAGAGGUGGGUAGGAAGGUGAGGCCUCUCCCCCUGGUUCAACCCCUGCCUUGCAACCCAAAAUCUCUCUACCACCUCCUGCACAUUCAUGGACUGUUGUCGUAUGCAAUUGCAUACUUCCGCCAUCGAUCCUUUGUCUUCCUAGGACGAUCUGCAUUAUCUUGGAUAUAUUGUAAUUGUUAAACCUAAUCAAUACCAUCCUCUCCACCACCACCCUCAUCCCACCCCACCCCUCUCCAGACCCUCUCCAUAGCUUCAGGGAAUGCUUCUCUUCCAUUCCAGUUGAUGUAAAGUUUUCUUUUUAUUAUUAUUUUUCCUUUGUUUUUAUUUUCUUCUUCUUCUUCUUUGAAAUAAACUUUGUGUUUCAAACUGG
Molecule: messenger RNA, 1324 nt
Organism: Thamnophis elegans (Western terrestrial garter snake)
Lineage: Eukaryota; Metazoa; Chordata; Lepidosauria; Squamata; Natricidae
Product: calmodulin-1
Exons: 6
Coding region: 214-663 (149 amino acids)
Molecular function (GO): calcium ion binding
Source: RefSeq, a predicted model, not a curated record